AUGGCAUUGGAGUCAACAUUGAAGGACGUUGUGGCAGCUAGCGUUGUGUCUAGGCUAGCUGCCUCCUCUCCAGGCGACGAGCCACGCGGUGUGAGUCGAGAGCCGAAGUUGAGUCCACCUGCCGAGCCGAGCGUCGUGAGUUGUCGUGAGUCGUUCGUGGCCGCCGAUUCAAAACAAACGUCGUCAUCAUCGAACGCUGUCUGUUGUUCAAAAGGAGAACAUCCGAUUACAGUUCAAGAUGAUUCAAGACACCUCAGUCGACAUUGGCAGCAAGUCAACUGCAGCGAGAUGGCCGACGGGGACAGCGACUCGGAGGAGGCGGAGGCGGCCGCCAAGAAGCACCCCGAGCUCCACGGGGAGGGCCAGCCCGGAGAGUGGCGCCACGACCCAACGAACCUGCCCCUGUCCGACGACCCUGGCCCGCCGCCGACGGAGAGAAGACCUCGCAAAGACCCGGUAACCCGUGUAGCAGCACCCCCCUGACGGCCGCCGUCCAGGUCGACGUCGACGUCGCCGACGCGGUCCUCCGCUCGAGAGGUAUGUCCCGGCGGUGGCCAUGCGGCCUGACCGGGCUGAUCGUGUAUGGAUCGUACAGCGGAAUCGUAAGUACGGAGUCCGCUUGUGCGGAAGAGCAGAACGCAGCAGCGGUCAACGGAAAUCCAGUCGCACGUCAAAAGGUGGAAUGAAUGUGUCUGUGCGCGUUGUGAUGUGCAUGUUAAUCACUUCAGCCCCCAGCGGUGCAUCUGCUGCGCGCUGCUGCCCCGCUCCCGCGGACGAUCAAGUUUUUAUUGAAGACGGUGCAUUGUGGAAUGAAUGGUGGUGCCUCGAGCAGACCUUGCCGCUCUCCCUCCCCUUCCCCCUUCCCACUCACCGUCUGCCUCCCCCUCGCGGCAGCACGCGUCGCGGCCAGGUGACCAUAAUCCUAUUCACUGGGUGUGCUAAACCGCUCCCCUCCGCUCCCCUCCCCCUCCCCGCCUCCCCCUCGACACGUGCCCUUUAAUUGGAAGCCACUUUUCAUUCAUUGUUAACGCGGCGUAGCGUCGCGUAGCGUGGCACAGCGUACUAGCAGAGCGCGGCGUGGCAGUCUGUGAUUUUGUCGAAUCCCGCUGGGACUUCGGCGGACGGACGGUUGGACGCACCGGGGCACAGGGGAACAACACGUGUCACCCGGUCGGCAUUAGCGCAAUAGCGCAAUCAGCGAGGUGCGAGA
This is a messenger RNA of Thrips palmi, 1210 nucleotides long. RefSeq lists its product as uncharacterized. Bases 1 to 483 code for a protein of 160 amino acids. The record is from RefSeq and is a predicted model, not a curated record. The transcript has 4 exons. Lineage: Eukaryota; Metazoa; Arthropoda; Insecta; Thysanoptera; Thripidae.